AUGGACCACAUAUUCAACUUCAUAAACUCUAUGUCACUCAAAUGUGCAAUUCAGCUAGACAUACCAAAUGUUGUACAUGGUCAUGGCCGGCCAAUGACCCUCUCUGAGUUGGUCGAUGCUCUCUCAAUUAACCGGGCUAAAGCCCAUUGUGUCUGCUGCCUCAUGCGCAUUCUAGUUCACUCUGACUUCUUUGUCAUGCAAAAAAUCUCCAAAAAUGAUGACGAAGAAGGCUAUUUUCUUUCACCAGCCUCUCAGCAUCUCGUGAAGGAUAAUCCCUUGAGUCUGGCUCCAUUUUUGCUAAGCGUGCUUGAUCCGAUCCUGAUAGAGCCAUGGCAUUAUAUGACUGAAUGGCUCCAAAAUGACGAUCACACACCGUUUGAAACUGCCCAUGGGCGGGCAUUUUGGGCAUAUGCAGACGAUGGGGACGGUACCGGGACAGUCGGAAAGGCCAUUGCCGACGCAUUUCCACACUUGAAGUGCACUGUGUUUGACCUUCCACAUGUCGUUGCCGGCUUGGAAGGGAAUAAGAACUUGAGCUAUGUUGCGGGAGAUAUGUUUGAGGCUCUUCCUACUGCGGAUGCUCUUUUACUCAAGUGGAUAUUGUAUGAUUGGAGCGACGAAGAGAGUCUUCGUAUACUAAAGAAAUAUAAAGAGGCGAUCUCCAUUGAGAAUAAGGGUGGAAAGAUAAUUAUCAUAGACAUGGUUUUGGAGAACCAGAAAGGGGAUGACAACUCCAUUGAAACAGAACUCUUCCUUGAUAUGUUGAUGAUGGUUCUGCACGCAAGCAAAGAGAGAAAUGAGAAAGAGUGGGCAAAGCUCUUCUUUGAUGCUGGCUUCACUGACUAUAAAAUAACUCCGGUACUAGGAUUGAGGUCUCUUAUUGAAGUUUAUCCUUGA
Molecule: messenger RNA, 897 nt
Organism: Ilex paraguariensis (yerba mate)
Lineage: Eukaryota; Viridiplantae; Streptophyta; Magnoliopsida; Aquifoliales; Aquifoliaceae
Source: the annotation of a GenBank genome assembly